This is a messenger RNA of Ornithodoros turicata, 768 nucleotides long. RefSeq lists its product as uncharacterized. Gene Ontology annotation, biological process: embryonic morphogenesis. The transcript has 5 exons. The record is from RefSeq and is a predicted model, not a curated record. NCBI's taxonomy places the organism in Eukaryota, Metazoa, Arthropoda, Arachnida, Ixodida, Argasidae. Bases 25 to 576 code for a protein of 183 amino acids. Gene Ontology annotation, cellular component: tRNA-splicing ligase complex.
CAUAGGGCAGAGUUCUCCAUCGAUAUGGUCAUGUCAGAAAUGGCUACAUCCAGUUCAAGUGCUUGCCGAUCUUGUGAUGCCGAUUUAUUGCAUCCCGAACUCAUGACGUCUCAGACAAUACUGGAUCUGCUGAAAGCAAAAUAUGUGAAACAUCCCCGCCUAGAAGAGCUGGACAAGCCGUCCCUUGUGGAGCUGUAUCACAACACAAUACUUCCACUCCCACAGCGAGAGUACAAGAAAAGCCGCCUUGGAGAGUGUCUCAGCAAAAAAGCAGCACUUUUUGAAACACGAAAAAGGAAAUCAGAAGCUGAUAGCAAUACCAUAGCAAAACAAGCUGCUAAAAGAAGCAAGUCUUCAGAUGCAAUGCCACCAUCGCGGUUAAAACCACCACCCACAAAAGUUAAUCCUGGCAAAACAAGAACUGUGCUGUGUCACAAUUCUGGCUGUGAGUCAGACGACAAGGAGCCACUGCAGAACUCGCAAGAAACUGCAAAGCCAAGAAAAUCUAAAAGUAGUGAAUCAGAAAGCACAGUGUCUCCGAGUAAGAAAAAGCACAGACCUAUCACAUGGCCUUAGUGGUUGAUACUUGUGUGCGAAACCUAAGGGCAAACUUUGUGAGCUCAGGAGUGAAGAAGGUAUGACCUGUUAACUUCUCAGCUGUUACCAGAAGCAAGACUGGUUUGGUUGUGCAAUCCACAAGUGAUCUUGCUGUCUUGAUUGACUGCAAAUGCAUGGUAGGGAACACAAAAUAAACCUUGCAAUUUUUCA